Messenger RNA from Lachancea thermotolerans CBS 6340, 2037 nucleotides. It is a transcript of the gene ILV2, whose product is annotated as acetolactate synthase catalytic subunit. NCBI's taxonomy places the organism in Eukaryota, Fungi, Ascomycota, Saccharomycetes, Saccharomycetales, Saccharomycetaceae. Gene Ontology annotation, cellular component: mitochondrion; acetolactate synthase complex. The transcript has a single exon. Gene Ontology annotation, biological process: L-valine biosynthetic process. Bases 1 to 2037 code for a protein of 678 amino acids. Gene Ontology annotation, molecular function: flavin adenine dinucleotide binding; magnesium ion binding; thiamine pyrophosphate binding. The record is from RefSeq and is a predicted model, not a curated record.
AUGAUGAGACAAAGCGCUGGUAAGAUGAUGCUUAGGCGCGGGAUCUCGGCUGCGCUCGCGAGGAAUAGCGCCCGCAUAGGAUCCCUGCGUCUGUACAGCGCCAGUGCGACUUCCACGCAAACUGCCGAUGACCAAAGACCCAGACCAGCACCCAGCUUCGACAUGGAGCCCUCCAGAAGCGUGAAAGCCUCUAAGCUGCGCAAAAGCGAAAUGCCACUAGAAGCCAUGGAUGACUCAUUUAUUGGACUUUCUGGCGGUCAGAUCUUCCACGAAAUGAUGCGCAGACACAAGGUCAACACUGUCUUUGGCUACCCUGGUGGUGCCAUUUUGGCUGUGUACGACGCUAUCUACAACAGCGAGCACUUCAACUUCGUGCUUCCAAAGCACGAACAAGGUGCCGGUCACAUGGCCGAAGGCUAUGCUCGUGUUAGUGGCAAGCCAGGUGUUGUUCUUGUGACUUCUGGUCCUGGUGCCACCAACGUGGUCACCCCAAUGGCAGACGCACUGGCUGACGGUGUGCCAAUGGUGGUUUUCACUGGCCAGGUGGCUACCUCGUCUAUUGGUACCGACGCUUUCCAGGAAGCUGACGUCAUCGGGAUCUCUAGAUCGUGCACCAAGUGGAACGUUAUGGUCAAGAACGUCGAAGAGCUACCACGCCGUAUCAACGAGGCCUUUGAAAUUGCUGUUAGCGGGAGACCAGGUCCAGUUCUUGUGGACCUGCCCAAGGAUGUCACCUCCGCCAUCCUCAGAACCCCAAUCCCAGUGAAGUCCACUUUGCCCUCCAACGCUUUAUCUAAAAUCACAAAAUCUGCCGCCAAGGAGUUUACCCUCGCCAACCUGCAAAGAGCUGCUGAUUUGAUAAAUAUCGCCAAAAAGCCCUUAAUUUAUGUGGGCGGUGGAAUUUUUGGCAAAGAGCAGGGUCCAAAGUUACUGCGCGAGCUUGCUGAGCGCGCCCAAAUUCCUGUGAGUACUACCAUCCAAGGUCUUGGCGCCUUCGACCAGGAAGACCCUAAGUCUCUGGACAUGCUCGGUAUGCACGGUUCCGCGUUUGCCAAUCUGUCUGUGCAGAACGCUGACUUAAUCAUUGCUCUGGGUGCUAGAUUCGAUGACCGUGUUACUUGUAAUGUUGCCAAGUUUGCUCCAGAAGCUCGUAAAGCCGCUUUGGAAAACAGAGGUGGUAUCAUCCACUUUGAAAUCUCUCCUAAGAACAUCAACAAAGUCGUCGAGGCUCAGGUUGCUGUCGAGGGUGACGUCACAGACAAUUUGGAAAGAUUGAUCCCACUCGUCAACAACGUGAAGGAGAGAAAGGAGUGGUUCGCCCAGAUUGACGCUUGGAAGAAGGAGUACCCUUAUGAUUACCAAAGGGAAACUAAGGACUCAAAGAUCAAGCCUCAAACUCUUGUUGCUAGGCUUUCCGAGGUUGCCAGCUCAACCGGCAGAGAUGUUAUCGUGACCACCGGUGUCGGUCAGCAUCAAAUGUGGGCUGCUCAGCAUUGGACCUGGAGACAUCCACGUACUUUUAUCACAUCCGGUGGUUUGGGAACUAUGGGCUACGGUUUGCCUUCCGCUAUCGGCGCCCAAAUCGCCAGACCUGACGCUCUCGUUAUCGACAUCGAUGGUGAUGCGUCAUUCAACAUGACUUUGAUGGAACUGUCAAGUGCAGUUCAAGCGGGCGCGCCUGUGAAAAUCGUGGUCUUGAACAACGAAGAGCAGGGUAUGGUCACACAGUGGCAAUCUCUGUUUUACGAGCACCGCUACUCCCACACCCAUCAACUGAACCCAGACUUCGUGAAGCUGGCCGAGGCCAUGGGCCUGAAGGGCAUGAGGCUUUCAAAGCAAGAAGACAUGGACUCUGUUCUAAAGGAAUUUGUGAACACUGAAGGCCCUGUCUUGCUUGAAGUCAUUGUUGAGAAGAAGGUCCCAGUUCUCCCUAUGGUGCCCGCUGGUAAGGGUUUGCAUGAAUUCAUUAACUUCGAUGCUGAGGUUGAGAAAGAACAGAACGAGCUGCGUCACAAGCGUACAGGUGGUAAGCAUUAA